CGUACCCACACAGACGCCCUCUCCCCACUACUGCUGUGGUGCACCAAACCGAAUAGCACAACGCGGAGGCAACCACAUUCAAUAUUGAGUCCGUCGCUACUGGCCUCAUCUCCCUUUGAAGAUUGACGUUUUGCCCCUUUUACUCGCCAAACAUGACCAUGAUUCGCGGCUUGGUCGGCCUGUCCUUCAUCUGCACCGCAGCAGGCUUCGCCGGCCCCAUCUCCACACGAUCGCGUGCCACCGGGAGCAGCAGUAGCAGCACCUCGUUCAAGUCGUCGGCAAGACAGCAAGGACCACAGCUCAUGAAGGGGUGGCGUUCUUCCAGGCAGCGCACAACGACGUGCAUGACAGCACAGCAAGAGGGAGAUGCAUCGGAGGCGGCCCCAGCUGCGCCGGCGCCCAGGCUGAAGAGGGUGCGGAGGCGACGGAAGGACGGCGGGACUUCGGUAGCGGUAGCAGGAGAGGAUGAGGGGAAGGCGUCGACUUCUGUGGUUGAGGAGCAGGCACCACCGCCGGCAUCACCUCCUGUUGCUGCUGCAUCGCAGGUGGUCUCGCCGCCUCCGGCUGCGGUUGCCCCGCCGGCCGUUCCUGUUGCCGCAGAGCAGGUACAGCAGCAGCAGCGGGCUGCUGCUGUGGAGGAGGAGGCCCCUCGUUCCGUUGGAGGGACUAAGGGGACAAAGGUGCGCGUGGUGGACAGCUCCGACGACGACAUGUCCGAAAAGCUCGCGGGAGUCGCUUCCGCCGCCUCGGGGGCCGCGGGAGGCGCCGCCUCGGCCGUGGGCGGCGCCGCCAAGUCCGCGAUGGGCGCCGCGAUGUCGAUGCUGGGCCAAGGCGGCGCGCCCGCGGCCGACGAGUUCGACAUCGACAGCAUGCCGGCGCCGGGCGAGCGGGGCCAGGCGCGGCGGGCGGGGAAGCGGACGACCCCCGGCAAGACGGCGUCGGAGCUGGCGGACCUCGGCGCGGACAUCGAGCGCUUCCGCCGGGCGGAGAACCGGCAGCCGGAGACCGCGGGGGAGUCGAUCGCCUCGGGCGCCAAGGACAUCAUCUCCACCAUCAUCAGCAUCGACUUCUUCGUCGUGAUCGCCUUCAUGCUCUGGUUCAUCGCCGGGGUCGUGUCCUCCUAUGGCUUCAGCAACACCUUCCUGCUCGACCAGUUCAACGACAAGUGGACUCCGGUCGUGCAGCCGGCGCUCGGGGUGCUGAUGGGAGGCACCAUCGCGGGCGGGGUAGUGUCCAAGCUCGGUGGGUCGGGGAACGACGAGGACGACAACCGUCCAUAGUGAACGGGUCCCGCACCAGUUGGGGGAUGUGAUGGAAAGGGGUCGAGGAUUGGGAUCUCUUUUUUGCUCGACGUGGUUCGUUGGCCGAGAGGCAGUUUGAUGCAGAAAGUAGAACUUACAUGUUGUGCUGCAUGGCAGGGCUUCUUGUUGCUCGACGGAACCGCGGGACUUGGUUCGGAAGAACCAGAGGCAACCCUAGACUGUUACGGUAGGUUUCGUUUGGUCGGGCCCUAACCCACUGACUGUAAACGCACCUAUGCGUGAGGCGGAAUCGCUAUCUGACACCUGCAGGCCGGCGUAGGGGGGGUCUAUUUCGUAUUUCACAUCGAAGGAAGGCCAAAAAUGAAAUGGGUCUUUGCCGUUCUCCUAACAAAAAAUACUAAAUACUAGCUUUCCCAAAUAUUCCUUGGUUUGAUUGCAAGCUGGGCCACGUGGUCCGUUCGCCCCCGACAACAGUCCGUGUUUGCCCAGCGAGCUCGAGUUUUCAUGGCAGGGCGCUGAAAUUCCGCUGUACUGACUUGGUGUGCCGUGCGGCGGCUUUUGCAGUUGGUGAAGGUGGCAGCGGAUGGGUAUGGUUCUCCCAGCCUCUUGAAAAUGUAUCUUCGAAUAUGGCGACAUGUUACCUAGAAGCCAUCCGCCUCGGACAUUGUGGUUCGGCUGGGCUCAUGGUGGUGCAGCAGCCAUCGUUCAGCGCAAACGGCGCGGCUUCAUGCAUCGAACGAUAGGAAAUGAGCCUCGGCGACGUGCUCGUAGUCGCACAAAUCUACAUCGGGUGAG
Messenger RNA from Ectocarpus siliculosus, 2057 nucleotides. Lineage: Eukaryota; Phaeophyceae; Ectocarpales; Ectocarpaceae. The record is from the annotation of a GenBank genome assembly.